CCGCGCGCUCACAUCACGUAUAGCAAGUAGACACGUUGCUUCUUCCCGUCUUCUCCCGGCUUGCCGGCCGGGCGCGUAUAAGUAGAGGCCCCAGCGCCCCGCGGUUUAGACAGCAAAAGCAACCAGUCUAAGUGAGCUAAGCCCAGGAGCUUCCGUUGGAGCGUGAAUUAGGAAGUUAACCGAUGGCCCGCCUGGUCGGAGUUUGGCUGGGGGAGUUCGCCAAGAUGGGGGGCCGGGAGGCGGCACCGGCGGCCGACGCCGGGGUCGGCCGGCGAGCCCAGAUGAGCGAGGGGGAGGGCGGGAAGAGCGGCAAGGGUGGCGCCGUGCAGGAGAGCACGAGGAGGAGGGACAGCAGCGUCGUGCUCUCCGACUCCGAGGUCACCGUGUGCAUGCUCAUGGACCGCUUCGCCCCUGCGUGACGCACGCCGCUCGCUGGCUGGGUUUCGCCGGUAAAAUGGGGCUGGUAGAAGUGUAUACGACUGUAUAUACGUUCUCUGUAUAUAAUAACACUAUGGCUAGCUAUUUGCGUCAACUGUACUAUAUAUUUAUAUGGGUUGUAUCUUUGAAAUUUGGAGUCAAUUCGUUUGUUAAUAUUUGCAGCACAAGUGCUGGUUCUGA
Oryza brachyantha (malo sina) is the source of this 618-nucleotide messenger RNA. RefSeq lists its product as uncharacterized. The record is from RefSeq and is a predicted model, not a curated record. Lineage: Eukaryota; Viridiplantae; Streptophyta; Magnoliopsida; Poales; Poaceae. Bases 183 to 419 code for a protein of 78 amino acids. The transcript has a single exon.